Messenger RNA from Adineta steineri, 330 nucleotides. Lineage: Eukaryota; Metazoa; Rotifera; Eurotatoria; Adinetida; Adinetidae. The record is from the annotation of a GenBank genome assembly.
AUGGCUCAAUCACCGGACAAUGAACAAGGAUCAAUGGCUGCUGGAAUAAUUCAAAAUAAUAAUAAUGGUAAUAUUGAAAGUGAUCCGGAUUCAUUAUCAACACAUUCACGUACAUCCUAUGAUUUAAAUUAUAAUUCCGAAGAAGAAGAAGAAAAACAACGUUUAAUCAAUCAAGUUUUAACAUUACAAAAGACUCUUGAUGAUUUAUCACAUCGUGUUGAUACUGUUAAAGAAGAAAAUUUUAAAUUACGUUCAGAAAAUCAAGUUUUAGGACAAUAUAUUGAAAAUUUAAUGGCCGCAUCUAAUGUCUUCCAAAUGACAAAUAAAUAA